AUGUCACCGAGCCAUAUGGCCUCUUACUACAUGACUUUGCUUGCACACGAUCAAGAUCCAGCUGGUAGCACACUGCAGAAAACUUUUCAGGUUCGGGUUGAUGAAAAAGAUUUUGGCGCUUUGAAUUUGGGGUGCUCCAUUGCUAGAAUUAAAGAUGAAGUGACCACAAAGAAGCCCUUCAUACCGCACUUUCAUGGUGGCGCGGUGGCAGAUGAAUUGCCUGAUUGGCCCUCAGAUGAUGAUUUCAGUGAUGGAAAACGAUUUUACGUGCUGAAGGAAUCAGAGUGGCAAGCCACUGACUGGAUUUCUAUGUAUUUGGAACUUGUAGUUUGUACACAUGCUUUAUCGAUGGUAAAACUUCCCCGGGCGCAGGCAGAUGAGAUUAUGUCCAAGUUGGAGAUUUUGAAAGUGGCAAUAGAAACUAGUAUUGAAGAUGUGGAGCCGUCCAAUGAGUCUCUCAACGCCAAAAGUGCAAAUGUCUACAUAAUAUAUAAGGGCUUAUCAGAGCUUCGAGUUUUUGAACUUGCUUUUGAGAUUGGUGAGCAUAUUGAACGCAAAGCUAUAGUUAGAAGAGUCAUCCAUGAGGAUACAGGAAACCUGACUCUCGUGGUGGUUGAUACAACUUACAAGGCCCUAAUUUUGCUUAAACUUGUGCGAGUGAGUAUGACGACCGAGAAAACGAUUUCUUCGGAGGAGUAUAACAGGGCGCGUAAGGCAUACUGGCGUGUUGUGAAGGAAACCGAAGGUUUCGAUCUGGAGGACACUUCAAUACCAAAUUAUAUGGCUGGAAUGAUCAAGGGACUGAUGGUCUUCGACUGUCAAGUUCUUUCGCACUGGCCUUUUCCUUCCUUGGUCAAGCUAUAUGCUAAGGUGGGGCUUCAUCGUUAUAACAUAUCGGAGGGGACAAGCUUCGUGUAUGAUGACUUAAUUAAGUUCAACGCGACACCGAACUGUGUUGCGUCGUAUUACAUUACUUUGCUUGCAAGUGAUCCAUCUGUUAGCCCAGAGCAGCCCAAAGUGCCUAAAGAUGAAGUGACCACCAAGAAGUCGUACAUACCUCACUUCCAUGGUGGCGCAGUGGCAGAUGGAAUCUUCAAAGGUGAAUUGCCUGAUUGGCCAUUAAAUGAUGAUUUCAGUGAUGAAAAACGAUUUUACGUGGUGAAGACAUCAGAGUUGCAAGAGGUUGAUUGGGUAUUAAUGUAUUUGGAACUUGUCAUUUGUGCGCAUGAUAGGUUUACUUCAAUUAGCGAUCUGUUGGAGUUGGAGAUUGUGAAAGUGGUGAUAGAAAGUAACAAAGACGGGUUGGGGCCGGAUUGGAAACUCGGGCGCAAAAAUGCGAAUGUGUACAUAAACUAUAAAGAUAAGAGUAGGGCUGAUGUGAAUGCUGAGCGCAAAGCUAUGGUAAGAAGAGUUAUCGAUGAAGGUACACAGUAUUUGAGCCUCGCUGGUAAGCUUUGUGGUGGUCCGAAAGAAGAGCAGCGUUAUAGGGUUCUCAUUCGUGAGCGUUACGAGAAGCAUUAUGGAAAAGCCGAGACUUCUUCUGAAAAGCGGCCUCGCUUAGGCUAG
This is a messenger RNA of Thlaspi arvense, 1566 nucleotides long. The record is from the annotation of a GenBank genome assembly. Lineage: Eukaryota; Viridiplantae; Streptophyta; Magnoliopsida; Brassicales; Brassicaceae.